AUUAAACUAGCAGAAGCUGAGUUAUGUGACAACUAAGAAUUCCAGGAAUCACUACGAAGAAAGAAAAAAUAUUAAAUUAUACUCUCAUAUCCUUACGUAGGCUAGUGGUUAGAUGUAAUGGCGUUCUUUCGGAUACUCAUUCUAUUGAAGAGAUAAAAGUAAAUCUAUAUAAAUUCGGAUUAAUUUCCAACUCUUCAUUUGCAAAUUCAAAGUUAAGUAGAAGUGUGUCAAGAAUGACUUCCCUGGAGUGCGUUUUCGUGGCUGGCCUGUGCCACGUGAUGCACUACCUAGCUUGGUCUUCCAAAAGAUCGGACAUCCCGCGGUUCCAGUUACCAUCUCUGAUUGUGGGUCUGGCAGCGAUGGAUCUGAUAUGGGACAACUGCUUUAUUCCCCGGCGACUUCAAAUUAUGCCGGCAGUCCUCAAGCGCGUAUACGAGUUGGCGGUGGCUUUCAUUCUGUUGGAGAUUGCCGUCCACGUCAUCUGGAAGGCAGUUGAGAGAGGCUGUUUCUUCCUGAUCAAGGUAAUACUCAUCGGAACGGGUCUCGUGUCGGAGUAUAAUUAUUACAAGUACGAAAAUUACUGGGUGGGCAGCGUUACUGUGCCGCUGUCCUUUCUGGUCCUAGCAUUUGCCGGACAUGCAACCGACCACUUCCAUUUGCUGCACGACUGCUUCUUUGAGGUCCAGACGAAGGUGCAUUUGCGAGUGCACGAGUCCCUAAAGUACAUCACCCAAAAUUCAAGAGGUGUGAAAAGGAAGCUACCCAACAUCAUGCCGACCCUUCAAAAGCACAAGGACCUCAUUCGCAAGCAGCGUCGCGGAAGGACAUUCGUGAGUCACUUCAACCCCAACCUCGAACUCCCGGUCAACAAAUAAGAACAUUUGGUGCCUCGUCUUCAAUUAGAUUCGUUUGUUUCUUUUAUUUUAUACAAGAAAAUUUAUAAAAUUAAUUGUCAUACAUAAUAAUUAAAUUGCUUUUAUUAAAUUACAAAAUAACGACUA
Molecule: messenger RNA, 1001 nt
Organism: Drosophila biarmipes
Lineage: Eukaryota; Metazoa; Arthropoda; Insecta; Diptera; Drosophilidae
Exons: 2
Coding region: 234-875 (213 amino acids)
Source: RefSeq, a predicted model, not a curated record